AAGAAAAGUUAUAUGCUGACUUUCGUCUAGUUCUAACUUCUAGUAGCAUUUUGUGGAUAUUUUGGAUGCAGUAGUGGGUGACGUUAUCAGUUCUUUCUAGAGCCUGAAGGGCAGAUUUGGAAUCGGUGCGAAAAACAAAUAUCGCAUUAGCAUUAACAAAUUGUAUACAUGGGCACCGCACUGCUCUCCUAAAAUGCAGUCAGAAGAUGCCAAGUAUUUGAAGAAGCGUGUCAAGACUGGCAGCAUUGAUGUCCAUCCUACCGAGAAGGCUCUGCUAGUCAACUAUGAGCUGGAGGCCACCAUCCUCGGAGAGCUUGGAGAUCCCAUGCUUGGGGAUAAAAAGGAAUGUCAGAAGAUCAUCCGCUUGACAUCUCUGAGUGCUGAGACGAACGUGGCGCAGCUGGCGCGUGAGGUGAUGGCUCGCUGUCAGCUGAUCCCGCCGUCACGUCAGCCGGAGCUGGAGCAGGCCAUCUUCUACCUGCAGCACCGGCGACCGCCGCGGGGCGGCGAGACGAGGCAGCAGAGCGCCGCGCCGGGUCCGUCGCGUCCCGACUCUGCCGCCUCGUCGCCGGAGCCGGCCGAGCUGGCGCAGCUGACCGACGUGGAUAGCUAUGUGGAGCUGCUCUAUGAGGAGCUCUCCGAGAAGGAGCGGGGCGCCCAGCUGCUCCUCCAGCUGGCCAGGAACCCCGACAACCUCGACGAGCUGGUUAAUAACGAAGCCAUGAUUGGCGCCCUGUCGCGGACUCUGCGAGAGGAGUGGAAAAAGUCCACGGCGCUGGCCACCAGCAUCGUCUACAUCUUCUUCUGCAUGUCCACGUUCUCACAGUUCCACGGCAUCAUCGUCAAGCAGAAGAUGGGCUCGCUAUGUAUGGACAUCGUCGACCACGAGCUGAAGCGCUACGCCCAGUGGAGGGAGGACCUGGCCCGCAGGAAACGGGCCGCCUCAGAGGCUGAGUUUCAGCAGGCGCGGGUUACACUGGUCAGGCUGGUGAAGAAACAAAACCAGCUGCUCAGAGUGUGUCUGUACCUCCUCCUGAACCUGGCCGAAGACGUGAAGACGGAGGAGAAGAUGCGCCGUCGCGGCGUGGUGCCCCUGCUGUGCCGGUGUCUGGACCGGGACAGCGCCGACCUCCUCCUGCUGGUCGUCACAUUCCUCAAGAAGCUGUCCGUUUACGUGGAGAACAAGGAUGACAUGCUGGAUCUGUCCGUGUGUGAGCGUCUCUCCCCUCUGGUGCCUCACGAUAACGCCGACCUGCUGAACGUGACGAUCCGGCUGCUGCUCAACCUGUCGUUUGACGCCAAACACCGCGCCCAGAUGGUCAACGUCGGACUCCUGCCCAAGCUGGUCAACCUGAUACCGUCGCCUCGGCAGCGUUCGGCCGCCAUAGCCGUGCUCUACCACCUCUCCAUGGACGACAAGGUCAAGUCCAUGUUCGCCUACACCGACUGUAUCCCCAUCUGUAUGAAACUGGUUCUGGAGUGGCCAGAACCCAAAGUCGGUCUGGAGCUGAUGGCGCUGUGUAUCAACCUGACGGCCAACAAGCGCAACGCCGAGCUGGUCUGCGAGGGGGACGGUCUGCCGCUGCUGGUGGCACGUGCCUUCCAGCACCAGGACCCGCUGGUCAUGAAGAUGGUCAGAAACAUCAGCCAGCACGAGGGACAGACCAAGGUUCUAUUCCUGGAGUUUCUGGGCGAGUUUGCCGAAUCACUCCACUCGUGCUCCGAGGAGGAGUUUGUCGUGGAGACAGUCGGCGUGCUGGGCAACCUCUCCAUCCCCGACCUGGACUUUGACCGGCUGUUUCGACAGUUCCGGCUCGUCGACUGGAUGAAGAGCAAACUGACCUCAGGGAGCUGCGAGGACGACCUCCUACUAGAAGUAGUGGUCCUGAUGGGUACCGCCUGUGCCGACGAGGCCUGCUCCCUGCUACUGGCCGAGGCGGGACUCCUACCGCCGCUGGUCGACUUGCUGAACGCCAAACAAGAGGACGACGAGAUGGUGCUGCAGAUCAUCUACGUGUUCCAUCAGCUGACAGCACAUCCGUCCACGCGGCAGCUCAUCAUCAGAGACACCCACGCUCCUGCGUACCUGGUCGACCUGCUGCACGACAAGAACGCCCAGAUCCGCCGCGUCUGUGACGCCACUCUCGACCUGAUCGCGGAGGCUGACCCGGCGUGGGCCACUCGGAUCCGUCUGGAAAAGUUCCGCUGGCACAACUCCCAGUGGCUGGACAUGGUGGAGACGCAGCCGGCAGAGGAGGUGGCAGCCUACGACACCGACGGAGAGCCGUUCCUGCAUGAGCGCGAUGUGCUCUAUCAGUCGGAUACCUCCUCGGAAGUUCUAUUGGACGAUGACUCCAGCACGCAUGUCAGAUUUGACGUUCUGGAGUGAGCCAAUGAACAGGCACGUUGGCUGAGCUGCUUCUCACCAAAACACUGGUAACGUACUCAACAUACACACGCCGGUGACAUACCCGUGUCUGUCCACCAAUCACACGCCGGCUUCGCUGGUCCAGUGACGUAUCCAGGCCUGUUGACCAAUCACACGCCGGCUUGGGUGGCCGCCAGUGACGUAUCCCGGUCUGUCCACCAAUCACACGCCGGCUUUGGUGGUCGCCAGUGACGUAUGUAGUGCAUUCACUCAGCUGGGAGCGUGGCUUCACUCCAGCUCAGCAAUGCUGACUGAGCAUAGGCCUUCAUAUUGAGUUUCGAGUGUGACUCAGGAGUCGUGUCAAACUCACAGACUCACUCCUCGACUCAGCAACUAUGUAGUUGAGAGCGACUCCGACCCUGGUGAGCUUAAGAUAGGAUCGUUUCUGCCACCGACAUCGACUAAAGCGAUCGAACGACGAUGCUUCGACACGAUACUGUUGCGUUUACGACAGAGGCCUGACGAAA
Messenger RNA from Amphibalanus amphitrite, 2895 nucleotides. RefSeq names its product kinesin-associated protein 3-like (gene Kap3). Lineage: Eukaryota; Metazoa; Arthropoda; Thecostraca; Balanomorpha; Balanidae. Gene Ontology annotation, cellular component: ciliary transition zone; kinesin II complex; axoneme. Gene Ontology annotation, biological process: cilium organization; microtubule-based movement. The record is from RefSeq and is a predicted model, not a curated record. The transcript is spliced from 17 exons. Gene Ontology annotation, molecular function: kinesin binding. Bases 194 to 2389 code for a protein of 731 amino acids.